Molecule: messenger RNA, 2416 nt
Organism: Hemicordylus capensis (graceful crag lizard)
Lineage: Eukaryota; Metazoa; Chordata; Lepidosauria; Squamata; Cordylidae
Exons: 10
Coding region: 374-2353 (659 amino acids)
Molecular function (GO): Hsp70 protein binding
Source: RefSeq, a predicted model, not a curated record
AGGUUUGGGGUGCUGAUGAGCUCUUGCCUCCCCCAGGACAUCAGGUGCCCAGCUAGCCAUCUGGUAGAAUAAAGAACACGGGCAAUCUCUGGAAGAGCUAAGGAAGAAAGCUUUCCCCCCAAUUCAUCAGAAAAGUAGCAAUCAGUUCUUCUUGGGAAGCAAAAACUGGCUGGCAAGUAGCACAGGGCCUCUUGCCCACAGCACCCACCUCCUGCUGUGCUGUAAGGAGCAGUGCAGCCAAGAGUGCGGCCAUGAUCAGCCCUAGCAGCAGCUCAAAUUGUGUGGACGUCUGCUGUGCUUCCAGAGACACAGUUCCCCUUGCAACUGCUUUCCCUUCACUUCUCUGCUAUUGGGCUCUGCACAGGACAAACGAAUGGCUACUGUGCCAGACUAUUAUAAGCUUUUAGAGGUUCCCCGGGAUGCCUCUGACAACGAUAUCAAAAAGGCGUACAGGAAGAAAGCUCUGCAGUGGCACCCAGAUAAAAAUCCAGAGAGGAAGAAAUAUGCUGAGCAGAAGUUCAAAGAAGUUACAGAAGCCUAUGAAGUCCUGUCAGAUAAAUUCAAACGUGAACGGUAUGACUGCUAUGGGGAUGGACUCACAGCAGCAGCAGUUGCGGAGGAAGAUUUGAAAUUCACCUUCCGCAGCCCCUGGGAUGUUUUCCGAGAAAUGUUUGGGAGCUCAGAUGCCUACUCUGCCAAGAAGGAAGAAGACAUUCCAUGGUACUUACGAGGCCCCUUAUUUUCCAUCUCUAUUUCAGAAGACUCAGGUGUUUCCAUAACAUUUGGCCCCAAAAGAUCACUAUGUUUCUUCUCCCUCGAUCCUAAAGUCUUCAAUUUAAAACACAUCAUAAACCAAAAAAAAUCCCCAGACAGUGAUGCUGAGCAAGUAGAAGCUAAGGAUGAUAGAGAACUGAAGUCUGCUACAGCUUCUGGUGAGCAGGAGGAAAGCAGCAAUGUAGAAGCAGCAGACAGUGACAUCCAGGCAGAGUAUGAAUCAGUGCCAGAAUACAAGGACCAUGAUGGAUGUGGGAUGGAACCCGAGUGUGAAACACCUGAUGAAGAUGAUGAGACCCUUGAGGGAUACGAGUCCUAUAGGUGGAACAACCCAUGUGGGGCAUAUGAGGCAGGGGGGGACGAGGAAACUUAUGCCUACCCUUCGUGUUCCAUGUACGAAUCGCAAUACGGAAGCCCCUCAUACCCUGCCUAUGAGUCAUCUGCCAGAUGCACAUCUCCUCUGCUGUAUGCAAGGAAAAAUGGGGCACAUUAUAAAUAUGUGUCCUCUCCUGUAUAUGAUCCGCAAAACGCCUACAAGACUUCUAACCUCUAUGAGUCACAAUACGACUGCGAAUGCUCUCCUGAUUAUGAGGGGCAAUACGAUUAUGAAUUUUCUUCCUCACAGGAGUCACCGUAUGGAUAUGAGCCCUCCGCAGGGUACAAGUCUCAAUAUAGGUAUGAUAACUCUCCUCCAUAUGAGUGGCAAUAUGGAUAUGAGGCCUCUCCAACGUAUGAGGUGCAAUAUGGGUUCAAGAACUCCCCUGUGUAUGAAUCUCCCUACGAAUACGUAUCCUCUGCUACAUAUGAGUGGCCCACAGGGCAGAAUGACCCACAGCCCAAGUUUAUCUCGGUUUCGGAAUACGAGUUGCCUGCUAAUUGGAACAAAUCACAGAAGGAAGGCAAGUCGUAUGCUGGGGGCAAUGAAACGUGUGACAAACUGGAUCCAUCUACUGGAGGUAAUGAUGAUGCUCAAGGACGGAAGCCAGUCCAUGGAAGCAAAGUCUCCUUGGAUCACACUGAAACAACAGUCAGCUGCAUCCGAGCAACUGCUGGAAGUACAGCACUCGCUUUGCCUUCUGAGGAGCAAGGCAACAGCCAGCUGAAUCAGCUACCAAAUGGAACCAGGAAGCUGUUACUGGAUGGCUCCGAUGGACUUCUGGGUGGCAUGAAGAAAUUCCUGGAUGGGACCAAGAGGCUCUUGGGUAGAGGGAGCCAACUUUCAAAAGAGCCGCUCCCAGAAGGAGCCAGGUGGACCAGUGGUAUGAGCCAGCUCCCUAACAUCUACAGCCCACCUCAGAGGGGGCUAAGGCCGUUGCACGGUGGAGGCAACCAUCCCCAGUAUGGAAACAGUUUAUUUCUAGACAAUGCCAGCUGGCCCAAAGGUGAAAGGAACCCAUAUCUGCACAGAGCAGUCCAGCCGCAUGUCCCAAGAGGAGCCUACUGGCCACGUGGAGGAGGAAUGACGCCUCAUCUUCCAGAUAUUUCCAACAGGCUCCUGAGCAGAGUAAAUAAGCUCCCCCCUGGCAGGUGCAAUUUUUCUGCCUUGCCCUCCCAUUCCAGCUGCUCCUAUAACUCCUAGACUGAGGAGAAUCUAUAAAUCCUGGAGCUGGAGAGAUGCAUAAUAAACGGUGGAAGUGAAAAA